ACAACUACGAGAGAUAAAACCUGAAGCUAGAGAGAUCAGAGAUCAGAGAUCGAAGAAGAGACAGAAAAACAAAAGUUACACCUGCUCAUCUAAAACAUGUCUGAACAGACACAGAUUUCUGAUUUCAGUGCCAAAGACAAGGAGAGCUUAUACUCUCUGUCGCAGAGUUCCCUGGACGAGGACCGCGUGUCCAUAGCCACCUCUGUGUGGUCAUCUCCUGCCUCAGACAUCUCUGAGAGGAUUUCACAUGACAUCCAAUCAGAGGAGAGCAGGAGAGCGUCCUCCACCGGCAUCAAGAAGAUGUCUGAUUCCAGUCAAAUUGACGAAGAGGCAGAUGAGCUGAUGAAGUGUGACGACCUUCUGGAAGAUAAAGCCGUGGACUUCCGUCUCAAUUUGUCUUUCAUAAAUGAGGAGCGCUCUCGCACUCUGUCUUGGGGUUCCCUCAGCUGGGACAGCAGGACCACAUGCUACUGGAGUGACAGACCUUCCUCCUCUGCUUCCUCUUCCUCUGCCAACUCAGCAAUGUCAAAGGUGACUGAAGAGGAUGCUGGGACUGUGACAGGCAUCAAUGCUCCUGUUAAUGAACAAAAAGUCCAUCCAGAGGAGACCAAAGAUGAGAUAUUGACCUCGGAUGAAGAAGAUCCAUCACACCAGGAGGAAGCAGAGGCAGGAGAGGCCAAACAAACAGAACCAAGUGACCCUGCUCCUGCCAGCUCCAAGACCACCAUCUCCACCAGGGGGAAGUUCUUCAGAUGGCUGAAAAAGAACAAAAUCCACCCCGUUGAAGUUGAUGUAAGCUCUGGACAGAGCAUAAAGAUCUCAGACUGUCCUCCAGAGACUUGCUCCUCUAUUGAAGAGGAUGCAGUCGAAGUCAGUGCUGAGACAAAGACCAAAAAAGGCAAUGGAUUCACACAAUUCUUCAGACACAUCUUCUCAAAGAACAAGAAGAAGCUGAACCAGGAUAAGAUGGAGAAUGGGCAGAAAAAGGCAGGCAUCAAAGUUCCUGUUGAGGAGCAAGAAGUCCAUCAAGAGGAGACAGACGAUGAGGUCCAAACUUUGCCAGAUCAAGAGGAAGCAGAGGCAGGAGAGGUCAAACAAAGAGAACAAAGUGACUCAGUGACCCCUGCCAGCUCCAAGACCACCAUCUCCACCAGGGGAAGGCUCUUCAGAUUGAAGAACAAAAUCCACCCCGUUGAGGCUGAUGUAAUCUCUGGACAGAGCAUGAAGAGCCCACACUGUCCUCCAGAGACUUGCUCCUCUAUCGAGGAGGACACAGUAGAAGUCCAUGCUGUGACAAAGACAGAGGCGGGCAAUGGAUUCACACGAUUCUUCAGACGCAUCUUCUCAAAGAAAAAGAAGGACCUGAAGCAAGAUAAGAUGGAGAAUGGGCUUGAAAAGACGCAUUCAGAACAACGUGUCACGCUGUCUUCAUUCAGCUGGUGUGGAGCAGUGAGCUGA
Messenger RNA from Notolabrus celidotus (New Zealand spotty), 1458 nucleotides. RefSeq lists its product as uncharacterized. The coding region runs from base 97 to 1458 and encodes 453 amino acids. The record is from RefSeq and is a predicted model, not a curated record. The transcript is spliced from 6 exons. NCBI's taxonomy places the organism in Eukaryota, Metazoa, Chordata, Actinopteri, Labriformes, Labridae.